Calypte anna (Anna's hummingbird) is the source of this 3229-nucleotide messenger RNA. RefSeq names its product polypyrimidine tract binding protein 2 (gene PTBP2). NCBI's taxonomy places the organism in Eukaryota, Metazoa, Chordata, Aves, Apodiformes, Trochilidae. Gene Ontology annotation, biological process: mRNA processing; regulation of RNA splicing. Gene Ontology annotation, cellular component: nucleus. The record is from RefSeq and is a predicted model, not a curated record. The coding region runs from base 35 to 1804 and encodes 589 amino acids. The transcript is spliced from 14 exons. Gene Ontology annotation, molecular function: mRNA binding.
AGCGGCGCGAGGUGCGCGUGCCCGCCUCCGGCGCAUGCGCUGUGGCGGCGAGGGCGAGAAGCGGAAUCCGGCACUCGGCGACGCGCGGCGGGUUUCGUGCAGGCCGGGACGCCAUUUUCUCACAGCCUUCCCAUACGUGUUGCCAGCGCGGCUCUCUGUCCCGCAUUUCCGCGCUUUGUUUCGCUCGGCGAUGGACGGCAUUGUCACUGAUGUUGCAGUUGGUGUGAAGAGAGGAUCUGACGAACUUCUUUCAGGCAGUGUACUCAGUAGCCCGAACUCUAACAUGAGCAGCAUGGUAGUUACUGCCAAUGGUAAUGACAACAAGAAAUUCAAAGGUGAUGAUAAAAUGGAUGGGGCUCCUUCUCGUGUUCUUCAUAUCAGAAAAUUGCCUGGGGAAGUGACAGAAACAGAAGUUAUUGCUUUAGGUUUACCUUUUGGGAAGGUAACCAACAUCCUAAUGCUGAAAGGGAAAAACCAGGCAUUUUUGGAACUUGCUACAGAAGAGGCAGCUAUCACUAUGGUUAAUUACUACUCUGCUGUUACUCCACAUCUCCGUAACCAACCUAUCUAUAUCCAGUAUUCCAACCAUAAAGAACUAAAGACUGAUAACACACUUAACCAGCGGGCUCAAGCUGUUCUUCAGGCGGUGACGGCUGUGCAGGUGACAAAUGCUCCCAUUAGUGGGACCACUGUCAGUGAGAGUGCAGUGACUCCAGCUCAGAGUCCAGUCCUUAGAAUAAUAAUUGACAAUAUGUACUAUCCUGUGACCCUGGAUGUUCUUCAUCAGAUAUUCUCUAAGUUUGGUGCUGUAUUGAAAAUAAUCACAUUCACUAAGAAUAACCAGUUUCAAGCUUUGCUGCAGUAUGGCGAUCCAGUAAAUGCCCAGCAAGCAAAACUAGCUUUAGAUGGUCAAAAUAUUUAUAAUGCUUGUUGUACCCUACGGAUUGAUUUUUCCAAAUUGGUGAAUUUGAAUGUCAAGUACAACAACGAUAAAAGCAGGGACUACACUCGUCCUGAUCUUCCAUCUGGUGAUGGACAGCCAGCGUUGGACCCAGCUAUUGCUGCAGCAUUUGCAAAGGAGACCUCUCUUUUAGGGCUUCCUGUUGCAGCUGUUCCAGGAGCUCUGAGUCCUUUGGCUAUUCCAAAUGCUGCUGCUGCAGCUGCAGCUGCUGCUGCUGGCCGUGUGGGAAUGCCUGGAGUUUCAGGUGGUGGGAAUACAGUCCUCCUGGUUAGCAAUUUAAAUGAAGAGAUGGUUACGCCCCAAAGUCUGUUUACCCUCUUCGGUGUUUAUGGUGAUGUGCAGCGUGUGAAGAUUUUAUACAAUAAGAAAGACAGUGCUCUUAUACAGAUGGCUGAUGGAAACCAGUCACAGCUGGCCAUGAGCCAUCUUAAUGGACAAAAAAUGUAUGGGAAGAUUAUUCGGGUUACUCUUUCUAAACAUCAGACAGUGCAACUACCUCGAGAGGGACUUGAUGACCAAGGGCUGACUAAGGAUUUUGGUAAUUCACCUCUGCAUCGCUUCAAGAAACCUGGUUCAAAAAACUUUCAAAAUAUAUUCCCUCCUUCUGCAACACUUCAUCUGUCAAAUAUUCCACCAUCAGUAGCAGAAGAGGAUCUACGCACAUUGUUUGCUAACACUGGAGGCACUGUGAAAGCUUUUAAAUUUUUUCAAAGAGAUCACAAGAUGGCACUUCUUCAGAUGUCAACAGUAGAAGAAGCUAUUCAGGCUUUGAUUGAUCUUCACGAUUACAAUCUGGGAGAAAAUCACCAUCUGAGAGUUUCUUUCUCUAAGUCAACUAUUUAGAAAGGCAGAUUGAAAAUGAGGGUGUAUUGCAUUGUUUGGUGUUGUCACCUAUUGACUGUUCAGGAAAGUGGGGACCAGAGUUUGUCUUCAGUUUUUUAUUUUAUUUUCAUGCUGUUAUCAUUCCUUGAUUGUUUUAAAAAAGAAAUAAAUUUUAAAAAGCAGUGAUACUAACUGCUGUUGUUCUACUGUUGUUUAGAUAAACCAUCAUUUUGUUUAAAAAAUUUCAAGUUAAUACCACAGUUUUUCAACUUAGUUGACAUACGUGCCUUAAAAAGGAGAGCUAGUACUGAUGGAAUUGCAUAACUAGUGAAAAGAAAAUUUGGUUGUCUGGGGCACAUUGUUACAUGAUAAGUUAAAUAUGUUUAGGCAGGGGUGUGUAAAAAGGUUAAGCUUUUGUUUCUCCUGCUUGAUAGAUAUCUUUAUGUGCUGGCUUGUCACUUAUUUUCUUUUUAAUUGGAUAAGAUGCAUUACGCUGAAGGAGUAAAAUGGCAUUUGAUUUCUGCUACUUUUUGCUUUGUGCUCUUUUUUGAAAAAGGCCUUUUGUAUUUCAUGGUUCUGGUCUAGAUUCAAUUAAAUUAACAAGGUACAGAAUCUUAAUUUCUUAAAAGGACAAAAAAGUGACUUCUGUGACUUUGAGCCCUACGUGAAAAGCAUUGUGGAAUCUUAACCUUUUUGUACACACUCUUGUGGGAUGUAUCAUAUAAAUGUCAGCACUAAGUAAUGUCUUGUUUGUGGCUGAAUAUUUUUCGUAGAUGUUUUUGAAGUUGACAUGACUUAUGUGCAUUUCAAUAUAUAUUGCCAUCUUUAGUUUGUAAUUAAGAUAUGGAAUAUGGUUGUGGAUUUCUGAGCAUGUGCAGACUGGUCAAGCUAGUUCAGGAAACGGUGCAUGUAUUUUUCAGUGAUGGAGAAAGUUUGCUGCAAAUGCUUGCAGGAAAAUUUGGCAGUUUUUGAAAACUGACAGCCAGGUGGGACCAAAGUUUAUGUGCCUUUAGUCUUAAUUUACCUUGCAUUGUAAUAUUCAGUUUUAAUAAAUCUCUUCAAAAUAUUUUGUAUUUAGAAAUUGAUCUGACUUUACUAUAAACAUGGCUUAGAAUCUACAGAUCCAGUUAAUUUUAAAGCAGUUCUCUCAGUCUGAACUGUUACCUUGAUUCUGUUUAAAUGACCAAUACUUUUUGAAAUUGAUGUACUUAGUUUCAAGAUUCAUAGAUUCUGUUAUCUAUGUAGAAAAAAAAAUGGUCAUGUAUAUUUUCUAUUAGUUGGGUUUUUACAUCUUUAGAAUUGUAAAAUCCAGUAUAGUUUGAAAGUGGCACAAUUAAAAAUUAAUUUUCUAACAAAGUUGGGAGGUUUGAUGGUUGUUUAAUUUCAUUUUGUGUGUAUUCUGCUUACCUCUGUAGCAUGCUCAAUAAACACUUCUGUAGCUCUGUA